AUGAUGAAAGUUAACAAUUCAAAUGUAAGAAACAAUUUUAUAUACAACAAGAAAGUGAACGAACUAACAGAAAAAAUUAUUUUCUUGGCAAAGAAUUUAUCAAUUUGCAGAAAAAAAUAUGUUAAAUUUUUGAAGAGAAAAAAGCGUGAUGGGGUUAGCGAAAGUGGGAGUGAAACAAGAGGAAGAGGUGGAGUGGGUGAAAUUGAGGCAUUCCUCAGAGAAAGCGACACACUAAAGAAAGACAAAAGACAGGGGAAAUUUUUCAGAGGAGGAAAUUGCACUAAAUGUUGUUCAGAAAACUGUGAAAAGUGCUGCGUGGAAAACUGUCCAAACUACAGUUUUUUUCACAUUUUCACAAAUUACGAAGAAUUCGUUCGCGACAUGCUGCACUUGUGCAUAUACGAGACUAACACAUACAUUGAAUUUCUUUACACACUAAUAAUUAACAGUGAGCUAUUUAAUUAUUUCCUAUACAUUUGCAAAUUCACUAGUGGAGACAAAAACGACCCUUUUCUUCUAUUGAUAUACAAACACUUUUUAAUUCUCAUUGAAUAUUAUUACUAUUUCAACAACUGUCACUAUUUCAAGGAGCUAUAUCAUAGCUUGGAAGACAUUUACGACAAUAAGAAUGUAUGCGAGACGAGCAUGCAAGCGAAACAACAACAAAAUGAUUACACUUCUGGAAUGGAGCAGGAUGAAAAGCUUUUAUUCUCCUACUCAAGUGAAAGUAGCUAUUUUUCAAAUUACAGCCAAGGUCAGGUAAAUUUCACAGAAAAUUCCACAUUUUAUGAACAAAGAAGAAUGGAAAAAAAAAAAAAAAAAAAAAAUGAAAAAAAAAAUAUGAACAGUAAGGCGAAUCGCUAUAACUUUAAAAUAAAUGGAGACAACAAUUCCCCUUUCAAGAACACGGAAGAAUAUUUUUUUAGUCAAAAUGACUUGUCCACUUUUAGAAAAAAAGAAAAAGAGAGAGGAGAUAAUGAUAAUGUGUGCAAUGAAGCAAAGAGAGACAAAAAUAUAACUAAUAAAAAGAAAAGUAUAAAUCCAAGAAUUAUUUUAAAUAAAUUUUUUUUUAACUCAUCUGGUGUAAUUAACAAAUCGGCUGACAUACACAAUCUAAGUGAUAACAGCUAUGGAAAGAAAGAAAAAAAUAAUUCUUGUCAACAAGAAUCAUUAUAUACACUCGAUGAAAAUUUUAAUAUUAACAAUUUUUAUAAAUUAAAAAACAUGUUUUUAAUGUUUAACAAGCUCAAGUAUGAGCAUUUAUACAUACUGUUAUAUUUUUCCUUAUCUAUAAUACCAACCCUUUUUCAUGUAUACCUAACCAGGAUGUUAAAAACGAAGAAUGACAAAUUCCACAUCAGUCCUUACCUUAUAUAUAUAUGUAAAACGAUAAAAAAAAAGUCCAUUUAUUUUUUAAAAGAAAUCAAUUUGGAUAAGGUACACUACAGCUGUUAUGACAUGAUGUCUUCUAGAACAGCUAAUCAUAACCAAGUAGGUAUGAAUAUGAAUGGCAUACUUGACGAUAAGAAAAUGUGUAGUGGGAUUGUGCAAAUGAACAUUCAUCCUUUGAAGGAAGAAGUACAUGGAAAAAUCAAAGAAGAGGAGGAAGAAGAACAUGGAAAAAUCAAAAACGAGGAGGAAGAAGAACAUGGAAAAAUCAAAAACGAGGAGGAAGAAGAACAUGGAAAAAUCAAAAACGAGGAGGAAGAAGAACAGGAAAAAUAUUUUGAUUGGAUGACUAGCACUAGCAUCAUACGAAUGGAUAAAGAACUGUGCAAUGGGAAUCACAAAAGGUCACAUAAUAAAAGUGUAAGAAAUGAUCAGAGGGAGGGAGGAAAAUAUGAUUAUAUGAAUUUGAACGAAUCAGAUGGUAACUUUUGGGAAUAUAUUAACAACCAAGAUAUUGAAACAAAAUUAGACACUUUGAAAUGUGCUAAAGGUGUCUACAAGGACUACUUGUCUGUGUUUAGAAACAGCAUAAAAAUGCUGCACACACUAGAAGUUAAAAGUGAUUUUGAAAAGUUAAACUGCAAAAUUGAGAAAGAGGAUGAGCAGCACAUUAGGAAGGAGGCAAGCGCUUGUAUAAAUACAAAGAAGAGGAAUGAAUCUUCAUGUGAACCCACUUAUAAGUUAGAUUCCAUGGAUAGAGGCGAUAAAGUAAAACAUACAGAUGCAUUGUGCGAAUCAGAAAGAAUGGAGGACGAGAAGAUGUCCAUACAUAGUGUCCCGUUAAUAACGCGAGAAUCUAUUUCAUCAAAUGAUGCAAGGAAGGAAUUUCAUGAAAUUUUGAAAAAGAAUCUAAUGAUGAAUAGAAUUCAUUCAUUUUAUGAAAAGGAAGUAAAGAGAAAAAAAUUGAAGAAUUGUCUUGGAUUGAAAAAUUUAAUAAAAAGUAUAAGUAUUAUAUGCAAUGAGCAGUUUUUUUCUUUCUAUAUGAACAGGAUAGACAUGAAAAGAUCAACUGAAGGAGAUUACGACCUGUUAGAUACAGAGAAAUGUAGUUCUAUAUAUGCAAAUCAGAAAGGAGAAGAGGAAUCAUCAUCAUACAUAGCUAAUCAUUUAUACAUUCCAAGUCUCCACAAAGAUACGACCUUAGUACAUAAUGAAUAUAUUAAAAAAAAAAUUAAAAGAACUAAAUUAUACACGUAUAAAAUUUUCAAUAACCAAAUUGAAACUGUAUUGAAUUCUAAGGAACUAACAGAAUAUAUAAAAAAGCAAAAGGAAAAUAAAAAAAAAAAAAAAAAAAUUCAUCAGGAAAAAAAAAAAGAAGAUUUCAUAUACAUGCAAUCUACUAGCAGAUUUCCAUUAUUAAAAAAGAAAAAAAAAAAAAAAAUGUAUGAUGGCAUGUUUAAUUUUGUGCAAAAUAAAAAUAAAAAUUUUAUUGAAUCCGAUUGCAAUUCAUAUGAAAAUAGUGACUCUAGUGAUAACUUAUCAUUGCAUAAUUAUACCAAACAGUAUUAUUCAGAAAAUCAAUUAUUCAAUUUAAAUGAUUUUCUUUUUUUUGUUAUAAAUUCCUUUUACUUAUUCAUACACCUUCACAAUAUAUAUUUCUCAUCUACAUAUUUGAAUAUUCUCCUUUCUUAUUCGAUAAAGUUGAUCUUUAAGUAUAGCAAUGGUCCUGAACAUGCUGAACAAGCUGAACCAGCUGAACCAGCACGUGGAGUGCCAGAAUUGAGACAGUAUUCAUGUUAUUUCCCAACCCUUUUUCCAUUUCCUGUGUACACCUAUCCCUCAGAUGCACAAUCGAAUUUGCCUGACAUGAAGCAAGAUGUGAGGACGACACAAGGGUUAAGUCGAGGGCAAUUGAAAAUAACGAGAAAAAAAGAAAAAGUACGUAUGAUAAAGACACAGAAAGAAGGAGUAGAAGAAAUUUUGUCAAGUAGUUCUCAAGAUGGUGUUAAAAAAAAUAGAACAUGCCAAAGAGAAAAGAUAAAAGAACUCACAGAAAUGAUUCUAAGAAAAAAAAAAUUUUUGAAUAAAAAAAGAAAAAAGGAAAAAAUCCGGAAUAAUAACUAUUUUGCACAUUUUAACAAAUAUGAAAAUAAAGAUAUUUUGCGGAUGAAUACAUUUGAUAUUAUUAUAAAUUCAUUUUUUGAUUUGUGUAUAUCAUUGUGUAGUGUUGAUUUUAAAUUUAUGAAUGAUAAGAGGAACCGAUUGAACGGGUCUUAUAUUUCCAAUUGUAUAUAUAAGUACUAUCACAUUUUGAACAGACAAUACUUUGAAUCAUGUAUGCAAAAGUUUAAUAUGAAUAAUUAUAAUCACGCAUUAGAAGCAUAUCUUUUUUACUUCCAUGAAUUGAAAAAGCACGAUCAUUUUACAAAUCAUUUUCUUCUAAAGAAUAACAUCAGAUGCACAGAUGCAACUUCAUUCUCUAAGAAGACACAAAAUUUGAAACAAAGUAGUAGAAGUGAAGACAUUACUCCAUCGAAAGAAUCUUCUUCAAGUUGCAUGAACGAGCCCACGCCUCUCCCUUCAGAUAGUAGUACCACCUUUUCUUCUCCAAAUGAAGAACAAAUCGUGAGGUGUAGGAGGAGUAGGAGUAGAAGGAGGAGCAGCAGAACCAUCAGCCGCUUGAAGAACACACACAAUGAAAAUGUUUCAAAUGGCGAAGAAAAGAAAACGCUCUUAUUAUCAAAUCAGGUGUUGAAUAAAAAUUCUGAGAAAAUGGUCCUUAAAGAGAAGAAGUUGAAAAAGUUGAACAAAUUGAAGCACAAUAAGACGAAGCAGACGAAGAAGAUUGAUGAUUCUAUUUUCAUCUACAUGAUGAUGGGAAAAGGAAGAAGCAAUAGCGAGUGCAAAAGUGAUCAUGAUGAUGAUUCCUCUAUGUUGAACCAGGGAAAGAAAUGCCUCAACGACAUGUCAAAAGAAUUUUGUGAUGAAAGAAACAUGAACAGCGAUAACAGCUUUUCAUUUUUAAAAAAAAUGAAAAAAAAAAUUAAAAAAAGAAUUUAUUUAGACGAGAAUAACUUAAUAAAUAUGCUGACGAAUGUUGGCUGCAUAUUUAUGAAUAAUAUAAAAUACAAUGUAGGAAUUACAAUAAAAAAUUUAAAAAAAAUGAAUGACAGAAAUGAAGUUGUAAAUGAUAAAGGCAACUUUUUUAAUUAUCUUGAGAGUUUAUUUUCUUCUCCACAAAAAAAUACCCAUUUUGUGAAUAUAUAUAAUCAAUAUUUUACCUCUUUUUUGUUUUUUUUCAAAAUGCAUUAUUUAUUUUUUUUAAUAAAAUACAAAUGUGAAAACGAAAUUUUUUUGAAAGCAUACUGGUUUCUGUAUGCUGUCUAUUCUAUCACGCACACUUGA
Molecule: messenger RNA, 4794 nt
Organism: Plasmodium gonderi
Lineage: Eukaryota; Apicomplexa; Aconoidasida; Haemosporida; Plasmodiidae
Exons: 3
Coding region: 1-4794 (1597 amino acids)
Source: RefSeq, a predicted model, not a curated record